AUGGAGAGAUCCACCCCCACAUGUCUCCAUCCUAUGCUGGUUUGUGUCUUUGCCCAGAUCUUCGACCCUCCGGAGGAGCUGGAGCAGAAGGUGCAGGAGUUGGCAGACUUGAUCAGGAGCUCCUCCAAUGUGGUGUUUCACACAGGGGCAGGAAUCAGCACAGCCUCAGGGAUCCCUGACUUCAGAGGCCCCAAUGGUGUGUGGACCAUGGAAGAGAAAGGACUCUCCCCCAAAUUUGACACCACCUUUGAGAAUGCCAGACCCUCCAAGACUCACAUGGCACUGCUGGGGCUGCAGAGAGUUGGGAUCCUGAAAUUCCUGGUCAGCCAGAACGUGGAUGGCCUUCACGUGCGUUCCGGAUUCCCACGGGACAAGCUGGCUGAGCUCCAUGGGAACAUGUUUGUGGAAGAGUGCGUGAAAUGCGGCAAGCAGUACGUGCGGGACAGCGUCGUGGGCAGCAUGGGGCUGAAGCCCACGGGUCGGCUCUGCAGUGUCACCAAGGCCCGAGGGCUGAGAGCCUGCAGAGGGAAGUUAAGAGACACGAUUCUGGACUGGGAAGAUUCCCUGCCUGACCGUGACCUCACGCUGGCAGAUGAAGCCUGCAGGAAAGCUGAUCUCUCUGUCACCCUGGGCACCUCUCUGCAGAUCAAACCCAGUGGGAACCUCCCCCUGAUCACCAAGAAGAGAGGAGGGAAGCUGGUCAUAGUCAACCUACAAGCAACCAAACACGACCGCCAGGCUGACCUGCGCAUCCAUGGCUACGUGGAUGAGGUGAUGACAAAGCUGAUGAAGCACCUGGGGCUGGAGGUGCCAGAGUGGUCAGGGCCAGUGGUGGUGGAGCAUGCAGAGCUCACCAAGCCUGAACAGCUCAGCUCAUUGGACCCCACAGCCCGUGGGAGGCUGAAGGAGGAGCCUGUCUCCCAGCACAAUGGCACAGGAGGGAUGUGCCCUGGGAAUACGCUGGUGGAACGCCGGGAUGGGCUGAAGGAGGAGUGUCCCAGCCCGAGGAUGGUGAAGAAGAUGAAGGUGGAGCCUCUGCUGACCUGACCAGGACUGUUCCCUCUCUCUAGACGCUCGUCUGUGCCGCUUUUCCUACCGACUUUUUUUUAUAUCCUUAAAUAUUGUCCCUUUUUUUAUGUAAGUAUUAAACACACUUGAAUCGUG
Molecule: messenger RNA, 1164 nt
Organism: Acanthisitta chloris (rifleman)
Lineage: Eukaryota; Metazoa; Chordata; Aves; Passeriformes; Acanthisittidae
Gene: SIRT6
Product: sirtuin 6
Exons: 7
Coding region: 1-1047 (348 amino acids)
Molecular function (GO): NAD+ binding
Source: RefSeq, a predicted model, not a curated record